Dromiciops gliroides (monito del monte) is the source of this 2466-nucleotide messenger RNA. It is a transcript of the gene DRC11L, whose product is annotated as IQ motif containing with AAA domain 1 like. The record is from RefSeq and is a predicted model, not a curated record. Lineage: Eukaryota; Metazoa; Chordata; Mammalia; Microbiotheria; Microbiotheriidae. Gene Ontology annotation, molecular function: ATP binding; protein binding; ATP hydrolysis activity.
AUGUCUGAGGGGACAUACCAGCGGCUCUGGGUUUCCACGCAUCAGACUCUACAAAAGUUGUUGUUCCAGGAGCAGUUCCCGCCAGACCCGGUGCCUGACCGAGAGCGAGGCUCCUUCAUCUAUAAGCUCUCUUCACUCUUCCUGCACUACCUGGGCAUGAUGCGGCAGCUAGACAUCAUCUAUGACCAGAUGGUGCAACCCCAGAAGCGGCGGCUGGUCCGCCGCCUGUUGGAUGGGGUGGCUGGGCGGAUUCUGGAGCUGAAGGAGGAGAUGGUGCAAGUCGAUCUAUCUGAGUACCACUGCCUGGACCACGUGCUUCAGGACCUAAAACUCACACCGGCUGACCUAGAAGUCCCAAUUCCCAAGUACUUCAUGUUGGAGCAUGGGAAAAUGCUCCAGGACCGGGAGUCAAUGAUAGAAGAUAUCCUGGAGAAAACUGGGCGAAAGGAGAGCAAAGGCGAUAGGCUAAUUUUAAACCAGUGGGAUGCGAUAACUUUGAUCCAACGCGCUGAGCGAGCCAGGCAGGGCCGCCUUCGGGCCAAGUUCAUGAGAGAGCUUCGAAAGGAUGAAGAACGAGAGCGAAGGGUUCGGGGAAAGCAAGCGGUUUGAGUCAAUAAAGAUCGGGCAGCUCUUAUCAUACAAAAGAUUUGGAGGGGUUACCUUCAGCGGAAGCACACUCGUCAGGAGCGGCUAGUAGAAAUGGAAUUCAUCGGCAUGAUGCCUUCUGCCAAUGAGGCUGAGUACUUGUCAACCAUGAAACGGGCCCAAAAUGGGGAGGAACUGCGCCGACAGCGCCAGAAAGAGAAGGAGCUGGAAUACCAGGGGGCAAAAGAGGUUGGAGAGCAACUCAGGAUAAAGAAGGGCCCCGACAUACAGGAAGAGAUGAAGGAACAGAUCCGUCAGUGGUUCAUCGAGUGUCAUGACCUCACUGGCCAGUUCCCUGAAUUUCCAGAUGAAGAGAUAGGUGGCUCUCGUGUAAUCUUUUCAGACAAGACCCCGCAACAGGUGAAAACAGAAAUGGACCUUGUGGAUGAUGAAAAUACCAAAAAGAAGGGGAAAGAAAAAACAUCGAAGGAAAAGGAAAAGGAGAAAAAGAAAAAGGAGAAGAAAGGGAAGGAAGAGAAGCCUAGGAAGGGGGAGGAAGAAACUAUGUUGAAAAUGGCACCAUCCAAAUUCGUGCCUGUUCUUAAUGAGGGACAUGAAGAGUACAAGAUCAUGUGGGAGGCCCAACCAGUGCCCAUGCACCCCAAUCAGAAUUACGAUGGGAGAUGGUGGGAGCAGAAGAGGAAGGAGGUUGAAGCAGAGAUCCGGAUCCAGGUAGACAAACUGAUGCGUCAAGAGCUGCAGACCCUCCGCCUAGCUGUAGACAGGGAAGAAACGAGACCAGUCAAAGCGAAGGCCAAAGCCAAGAAAGGGAAGAAAGGCAAAGGGAAGAAGAAGGACAAAGAUCUGACCCCAAACAGAUCCUUGGAAUCUCUGUAUGAAGAACUGGUGGAAGAGGGCUUGAUCAAGAAGAGUGAAUAUGUGAAACUGUCUGAUUACAUUGGUGACUACUUAUAUCUUGGGUCUGCUUUGAAACUGGGAAACAGGGAACCAAUGCCAUCCCUAUUCGACUUGAGGCAGAAUGUAAUUCUGUAUGGGGUCCUGCGGCUUGGCUCUGCUGAAAUACAUACCAUGGCUCCCCAUGUCCGAUCCAUUCUCCUGGCUGGUCCUGCUGGUACGGGGAAGAAGAUGCUGGUCAAUGCGGUUUGUACAGAGACUGGAGCUAACCUGUUUGACCUAUCCCCGGAAAACCUGGAAGGAAAAUACCCGGGCAAGUCAGGGCUGCAGAUGAUGAUACACAUGGUCUUCAAGGUGGCUCGACUCCUACAGCCUUCUGUGAUCUGGAUUGGGAAUGCUGAGAAAACAUUUUAUAGGAAGGUCCCAAAAGAGGAGAAAGAGAUGGACCCCAAACGGGUAAAGAAGGACCUAGCAAAGGCUGUGCGCCUGCUGCGUCCUGGUGACCGAGUGAUGCUCAUUGGAACAUCAGACCAGCCACAGAUCGCUGAUAUCAAGGGGCUGUGCAAAACAUACGAGAGGAUCCUGAUGGUGCCCCAGCCGGAUUAUGCCACCCGCUACCUCCUCUGGAAGCGUCUGAUUGAGCAGUAUGGGAAGUCCUUACUAAACCAUGUGGAUAUCAGCGGGCUGACCAAGGUUUCCGAUGGCUAUACCCCUGGAGACAUAACUUUAGCUGUCCAGUCUGUGAUGACUGAGAGGCGGAAGAUCCAACUGACCAAACGGCCUCUGACACCCUAUGAGUUUCUGGAGUUUCUGGCCAAGAUGGACCCAGUAUAUGAGGAGGAGGAAGUGUCACUGAAGGAUUGGUACUUUAAGACUCCUCUGGGGAAGAGGCAUUUGAAAGCUGCUGAAGAUCGAGCAGAGGAGGAGGCGGCAAGAUUGGCGAAAGAGAAGAAGAAGAAGAAAUGA